Nicrophorus vespilloides is the source of this 2570-nucleotide messenger RNA. It is a transcript of the gene Tmem63, whose product is annotated as CSC1-like protein 2. Gene Ontology annotation, cellular component: plasma membrane. Gene Ontology annotation, molecular function: calcium-activated cation channel activity. The record is from RefSeq and is a predicted model, not a curated record. NCBI's taxonomy places the organism in Eukaryota, Metazoa, Arthropoda, Insecta, Coleoptera, Silphidae. The coding region runs from base 171 to 2375 and encodes 734 amino acids. The transcript has 2 exons.
AGUAAUAUUGCCACGAAAUUGACAGCGCCUGUCAGAAAUAUCAUGGCUGUUUUUAGUGGUGUUUUAACACAAUUUUAAAGUGCACAUUAUAAAAUGUUUAUAUAAUAUUUGUUUGCUCAUAAUAUUGCAAGAAUAUUUCAACACAAACCUAAAAUUGAUUCACUAAUAAAAUGUUUAUCGAGUAUGAGAAUGACACCUGCCUCAAUGUGAAGCGCAUAAAUAAAACAUCUAUUGGAAACGUAUAUGAAGGCAUACCUGAAACAUUGCUACUUAAUUUUAUGUCAUGGUGUCUGCUCCUUGUAAUAUUUGCUAUUUUGAGGAACAAAGCUUGGGAUUAUGGGAGAUUAGCUUUGGUGCAAAGCGAGAAAUGGACCCAAUUAUUCUACAAGAACACAGAUGAGGCAAUAGCAAUAGAUGAAACCAAUCCAGAAACCUCAUUGAUUACUGAUGCUGGCUGCUCAUGGUUUCCAACAAUAUUCACCAUCAACAACCAGAGGAUCUUUGCACGUUGUGGACCAGAUGCAUCACACUACUUAUCAUUUCAGAAGCACUUGCUGAUACUAAUGAUGGUUAUUUCAGCAGUAUCCAUAUUUAUUAUACUGCCAGUGAAUUUCCAAGGCACAUUGCAAGGUAAUGAAUAUACAUUUGGGCAUACAACAUUAAGUAAUUUGGAGCCUACUUCAUUAUUGCUUUGGGUGCAUGUCAUUGCAUCUUUUGCCUUUGUUCCAAUAACUGUUUUGAUAAUGAGGAGGUGUUCAAGUAGAAUACCAAGCACCACAAAAUUAUCCUCGCGCACAGUUAUGGUAACUCAUAUUUCACGUAGUCACAGAAAUGAGGAUGAUAUAAAAAGUUACUUUGCUUUGAGAUAUCCAACUAUCCAAAUUAAAGACGUCAAAAUUGCCUAUAAGAUUAAACGUCUGAUGGAUAUUGAGAAACAGCGUGCAAAAUCACACGAUGCCAGAAUGUAUUGCCUUACUAAUCACGAAAUUAAUAUGAAAUUACAACCAAUAGGUUGCAUAUUUUGCUGUCCAUGGAAGACUGUGAAUGCUUUGAAUUUUUAUAGUCAGGAAGAAGAAAGGUUAACUAAUUUAGUUAUACAAGAAAGAGCAAAAGCAGUUGGAUUUCCAUUGGGUAUUGCCUUUGUAACAGUGGAGACUGAGAAUGAAGCGAAGUGCAUCAUUGACACCUUUCAACCAGGAACAUUGAGAAAUUGGAAUAUGUUGAGAGCACCAUCACCAUCCGACAUUAAUUGGGAAAAUUUACAAAUAUCUACUAGAUACUGGUACUCCAAAGCAUUUAUUAUUAAUGCUAUACUAUUCAUAUCGCUUUUCUUCUUAACGACGCCUGCUAUUAUUGUCAAUAUGAUCAAUACGCAUACAACAGUACAAGAGAAUAUUAUGAAGUCGUUUAGUCCAAUUCUAGCUGAAUUUGUACCCACACUUCUGCUGCUAACCAUGUCAGCCGUGUUACCAGUGUUUGUAGCUUACACGGAUCAAUGGAUGUCCCAUUGGACAAAAUCCAAACAGAACCAUGACACCAUGCUUAAAACGUUUACGUUUCUCCUUUUCAUGGUAUUAAUUUUACCAUCGCUUGGAUUAACCAGCGCUCAAGCAUUUUUGGAAUCAUCUUUGCAUACAACAAAUGAAACGCUUCGAUGGGAUUGCAUAUUUCUACCUGACAAAGGAGCGUUCUUCGUGAACUACGUAAUCACGUCAGCGCUUAUUGGAACUGCACUAGAGCUAUUGCGAUUCCCGGAAUUGGCUAUGUACGUAUGGCGAUUGCUCUUGAUGAGAUCUUCUGCGGAAAAAUGUUCGCUAAGGAAAGAAAUCCUGUCAGUGUUUCCUUUCGGAAUCCACUACGCCUGGAGCUUGCUGAUCUUUACCGUUACCACCGUUUACAGUUUGAUUUGUCCUCUUAUAACACCGUUCGGUAUGCUGUAUUUAAUCUUAAAACAUUUUGUUGACAAGCACAACAUUUACUACGUUUACAAACCGAUUACAAUGUGCGGAGAAGGCCAACAGAUACAUGCUUCAGCAGUUACAAUGGUUAGAGUAGCCAUCUUCAUCUUGCAGCUUACGAUGGCCGCCUUCGCUGUCGUUCGAGGAGGAAUAACAACAAUGUCCAUUAUAACAUUACUUGGACUAUUUUCUACCCUAUUUUUCUUUUUCAUGCUGAGUCCGUUCCCGUCGUGUGCUCCAAAACAAAAUAACAGCAUAGCAAACAUCCCGGAAGUCCAUGACCAGUAUAUUGCACCUGUCCUUAUCAGCUCUGAAAAUUUGGUCCAUUCCGAUAAUGGUGCUACUUCGAUACAUUACGGAUCUUCUAGUAUUAAUGAUUUCGGCAAUUUAUCUACAAACGGCGAAUCCAUAGCAUGAGUAGGAAAUCUUCUAGUUAUCAUCUCUGAGGCUGUGAGGAUGUAAAUUAAAAUAUGGGGUAGCUAAUGAAUUUGAACCACGAAGAGGAUUUCUAUUCACAUAAAGCUUUAAAACAAUUCUAAUGAACAAUAACUUAUUUUUAUAUUGUAGACAUGUAUGUAUAAAAAGUAUUGUAUUAUUUUAAAUCGCGGUUUA